CCUCGUUCUCUGAUCUUCAUCGUCAGGGACAGCCUGACAAUGUUUUUGGGGUGACUGACGACCACCUUGUGAGUCGGUGGCAUCAUGAAGUCACUGAACUCCCGGUCUCCCGGGGUGCGGGAGACGCUUCUCCUCAGCAUUUUCCCAGUCCACAGCGAGGGGCACCGCGGAUCACAUUGAAAGAGGAAAAUCUUCUUGAUUAACAGAAGUACCUGGAGUUCCGGCAUCAGUCAAAGGAACAUCCGGGGUUCAGGUUUGUGGUGAACCUCUUGCAUGAUCUGCAGAGACCCUAUCAUCUUCAGCAUUCCCAGGACUAUUUGCUUGGGUCCCGGGGUCUUCUUUGGCAGCAGUAUUGGGGGCCCCUUCGGUAGCGAGGGUCCUGGAGGUUGUACGGGCAUCACCCUCAGGAACCCCUUGGACAGCGGGGGUUCUGGACUCUUCAGCACAAGUUUCAUUGAAGGGAACCUCUUGGACAGCAGGGUUCCCAUGGCAGCAUCUGCCCAAGUCCCUUGGUCAGUCGGGGCUCCGGAGGUAGUGGGGGCAGAGUCACGGAGAUUCUUUCUCCUGGUCUCAUCGAAGAAGAAGAAACCUGCAUGGGUGAUAAUAUCUCUGGUGUGCGAGGAGUGCUCAACAGGGGCUUCACCCUUUGACUGAAUGAAAUAUUGAUGGAUUUGGGGAAGGGACUAAGAUUGGAGGUUGAAGAACUAAGCAAUUGAAGCUUCAAUGCAAUGGAAGUCAGAAACUUGAACUGGAAGGUAAAUAAAGAAGAUAGAAGUGCUUGAUGACAAGACUUAAUAAACAGAGAAAUCGCGUUGGGUCCCGAGGCAUGAUGAUGAUUGGAAACGGCAAUAUUGAAGUGACGGUUCUAUCACAGCGUUUCCCAAGAAUUAAGUCAUGAGCGUUUUCAAUUGAGUAGUCCCCCGGUGACACGUCACAUAGGGGACUUGGGAGCUUAUGAUCGAUGGAGAUCGGGUCCACCACUCUAAUUAAAUAAGUGGACCUGAUUGGCCCAAUCCCGAAAGGCUGCAAGGCACAGCGAGACAUGGAAGGGAGGCGAGAGCGAGCCGGACAUUAGAAGGGCUUAGGCAUGUGAGAAUCU
Cuscuta campestris is the source of this 1099-nucleotide messenger RNA. The record is from the annotation of a GenBank genome assembly. Lineage: Eukaryota; Viridiplantae; Streptophyta; Magnoliopsida; Solanales; Convolvulaceae.